Molecule: messenger RNA, 150 nt
Organism: Rhizopus microsporus ATCC 52813
Lineage: Eukaryota; Fungi; Mucoromycota; Mucoromycetes; Mucorales; Rhizopodaceae
Product: GATA-domain-containing protein
Exons: 1
Biological process (GO): positive regulation of transcription by RNA polymerase II; negative regulation of transcription by RNA polymerase II
Molecular function (GO): DNA-binding transcription factor activity, RNA polymerase II-specific; zinc ion binding; RNA polymerase II cis-regulatory region sequence-specific DNA binding
Source: RefSeq, a predicted model, not a curated record
UGUUCAAACUGUAACACGGGCAACACACCUCUAUGGCGAAGAAAUCCUCAAGGUUUACCCCUAUGCAAUGCAUGUGGGUUAUUUUACAAACUACACGGCACUGUGCGGCCACUGAGCCUAAAAACAGACGUGAUAAAGAAACGUAAUCGC